This is a messenger RNA of Tarenaya hassleriana, 1173 nucleotides long. RefSeq names its product protein ODORANT1-like. The transcript has 2 exons. Lineage: Eukaryota; Viridiplantae; Streptophyta; Magnoliopsida; Brassicales; Cleomaceae. The record is from RefSeq and is a predicted model, not a curated record. Bases 85 to 945 code for a protein of 286 amino acids.
AAAAAACUUUAGGGUUUUUUUCACAUCUCUCUCUCUCUCUCUCUGUGAUAAGGUAUCAUAUAAUAAUAAUAAUUAUUAUAUAAGAUGGGGAGGCAACCGUGUUGUGACAAGCUAGGGGUGAAGAAGGGGCCGUGGACGGCGGAGGAAGACAAGAAGCUCAUAAACUUCAUAGUGGCGAACGGCCAAUGUUGCUGGAGGGCGGUGCCUAAGCUCGCCGGCCUCCGCCGCUGCGGCAAGAGCUGCCGUCUCCGAUGGACUAACUACCUCCGACCCGACCUCAAGAGAGGCCUUCUCUCCGACUCCGAGGAACAGCUCGUUAUCGACCUUCAUGCUCAUCUUGGCAACAGGUGGUCCAAGAUUGCUGCGAGGUUGCCCGGAAGAACGGAUAAUGAGAUAAAAAAUCACUGGAACACCCAUAUCAAGAAGAAACUUCUAAGGAUGGGAAUCGAUCCAGUGACCCAUCAGCCUCUAACCAAGGAGCCUAACGAUCAAAAUAAUAUCGAUAAUCCUGAGAUUAUUGCUACACAAAAUCCUGAUGAAAAUCUCUCAGAACCAAAUACAGGUCACGCCCAAAGCGUAGAGACCAACGUCUCGGCCGAAAAUACCAGCGACCAGAAUAGCUUAACCGACGAUUCUCAACUAUUUGGGUCCAUCAACAAUGACGAAGAUCUGUUUAAUAGCCUUUGGACCGACGAACCUCUUUGGGGGGAUACGUCGUGGACGAACAAUAACGUUGGACUUAGUGGAGAAGACGCCGGGAGAGACAAUAUCUCCGGCGAAAACAUGGUGUCCGUGGGAGAUUUUCCGGCAUGGUCGCAGGAGGAAAUGGUCAGCGAAAAUUGGACGUUUUGGGAUUAUUGCCAAGAUUUCGGGGUUCAAGAUUUUGGAUUCGGAUGUUUCCACGGUAUUGGAGUGAGUUCCAUUGGGAUGAAUGACAAGCAUUAGCGAGCAACAUGCACACGUAUGGCGCAUAAGCAUAUACAUGUCACAUGUGUGUAUAUAUAUAUGUUUAUAUAGGUGUAGACACAUUAAAAACUAUGUAACACAAGCAUCAUAUAUAUUAUCACUGUAACAUUAAAACUGUGUGUGAAGAUCAUGUAAAGCAUCAAUGGUGCACCAUGGUGUAGUUUGGUUUUUCACUAGAGUAAGUUCAUACGUUUCCUUUUUCUUUCU